Talaromyces atroroseus is the source of this 1491-nucleotide messenger RNA. RefSeq lists its product as hypothetical. Gene Ontology annotation, molecular function: protein binding. Lineage: Eukaryota; Fungi; Ascomycota; Eurotiomycetes; Eurotiales; Trichocomaceae. The record is from RefSeq and is a predicted model, not a curated record. The transcript has 3 exons. Bases 1 to 1491 code for a protein of 496 amino acids.
AUGUCUAAACGCACAGCAGAUCUCGACGAAGAGCAAUCCGCCGCUCUAAAAGCCGGCCAGAGGCCUCUCUCCGAUGCCCCACCUGACGAAGCCGGAGAAUUUGAAGAUGAAUUCGAGGACGAGUUUGAGAGCGAAGAUGAAAUCUUAGAGGCCGGAGUGGAUGGCCGGCCAGAUGAGGAGAGGGAAGCUGAAGAAAAAGAUAUCUUAGAUGCGAUGGACGUCGAUAAGGAAACAUUCAUACCAGGAAGAACCAAGUUGGCGCCGGGCGAAACAUUGGCACCGGAUCCGUCCACUUACGACAUGCUACAUACCCUCAGCACACCGUGGCCAUGCCUUUCGUUCGACAUCGUUCGCGAUAAUCUGGGGGACAACCGAAAGACGUUCCCGGCCACUGUCUACGCCGUCGCGGGCACCCAGGCCGAAACGCCUCGUGCAAAGGAUAACGAGCUCAUGGUGCUCAAGAUGUCUGGGCUUGGCCGUAUGGAGCGAGACAAUGAAACGGACUCGGAGAGCGACUCAGACUCGGACGAUGAGUCCUCAUCGGACCCGAUCCUCGAGUCCAAGACAAUACCGCUUGGAUCGACGACAAAUCGGAUUCGAGCGCAUCAGGCCCCCAACCCAUCGGGCGACCACACAAGGCCCCCGCUGACAACUACGGCGACCAUGUUGGAAAACUCACAAGUAGUUAUACAUGAUGUGACACAGCAUUUGACAAGCUUCGACGUCCCUGGCACAAUCAUUUCCCCAUCAGCCUCGAAGCCUAUCUCAACUCUCCGAAUGCAUAAAUCAGAAGGUUAUGCGUUAGACUGGUCGCCUUUACAACCUCUGGGAAAAUUACUUACGGGUGAUAACGAUGGCCUGAUCUAUGCUACGACCAGGACAGAAGGCGGUGGCUGGGUUACAGACUCAAGGCCGUUUGUCGGGCAUACUUCUUCCGUCGAAGAGCUUCAGUGGUCACCCAAUGAAAGGAAUGUUUUUGCGUCCGCUAGUAGUGACGGCUCAGUGAAGGUAUGGGACGUGCGAUCGAAGUCUCGCAAACCCGCUGUAGACGUCAAGAUUUCCAACACCGACGUCAAUGUCAUGAGCUGGUCCAGACAGACUUUUCAUCUAUUAGCAACAGGUGACGAUGCCGGUCAGUGGGGUGUCUGGGAUCUGCGACAAUGGAAGCCCAGCACAUCUCAAUCGAGGCCGUCGCCUGUGGCUUCUUUCGACUUCCACAAAGAGCCGAUUACGAGUAUCGAAUGGCACCCGAGUGACGACAGUGUGAUUGCCGUGGCUUCAGCAGAUAGCACGCUCACGCUGUGGGAUUUGGCCGUUGAGCUCGACGUUGAGGAGAGUCGCGAUGCCGGGAUGGGUGAUAUCCCUCCGCAAUUACUUUUUGUGCACUACAUGGAUUCUGUCAAGGAACUGCAUUGGCAAGCGCAGAUGCCUGGAGCGGUGAUGGCUACAGGAGCUGGUGGUUUUGGUGUGUUCAAGACUAUUAGUGUUUAA